AAUUAUUGAUCGAAAGUAAUUUGAAUCAAUUUUCAAUCAAAACUUCGUUCCAACCGAUUUAACGAAAAAUAAUAUACAUCAAUUUGGUAUUGAAAAUUAGUUUAAAUUAAUUUAUAGACUCACAUUUCUUUGAAGUGCUUUAAAGAAAAUUAAUUUCUAUCAGUUUCUGUUCGUAAACUAAUUUAAAUCAAUUUGUAAUAACUAAUUCAUUUAAAUUAAUUUAGAAAACGUCUGCUAAAAUUAAUUUCAAAUCCAAAAUUAAUCUGAACAAAUUCUUGUACCCAAAAUUAAUGUAACUAACUACAAAAAAAAUUAAUGUAAAUUAAGUUCAAGUUUUUCGAAACCAAAGCAGGUACUUAUUAAGAAAAAUUUACCAAGCAUUUUUGAAACUGCCAUAUCACAAAAAGUUGCUUCGGAAAACUUAGCCUCUAAUUAUAUCAGAUAUACUACGGGGACUUUGGGUUUUUUCUUUUUUGAAAAAAAUGUAUGAUCAAGUACAAUGUUGAUCAAGUGAUUUCAUGUAAGUGCGAUUUUGUAAGUGUAAUGUAAGUGCGAUUUUUUUGUUCAAAUAAACGAAUUUAUAAUUUACUUUACUUUUUAUUGCAGGCACAUACGAUGAACAGUCAUUUAAAACAACUCUACAACUACAAAAUCAUGUUAAUACUCAUUUGGGUACAAAAUCGUUCAAAUGUAAGCUUUGCACGUAUGCAUUUACAGGGUUCGGUGAAUUAAUUCGACAUAUUCGUUAUAAAAGUUCAGAUAUAUUUAAACUUAAACGCCAUUUAAGAGUUCAUACAGGAGAACGUCCAUAUCAACGCACAAUAUGUAGUUUUUGCAUUACUCAAAGUAAUUCAUUGAAAGCUCAUAUGUUAACCCACGAAGAAAAUGACAAACAUUUCCAUGCACGUAUGAUGCCUUUAGCGAGAAAAUAUGAUUUGGGAUAUCAUAUUGGAAAGCAACAUAACACAAUGAAACCAUUGUCGUGUGACAAAUGUGAGCAAGAUUUUCCCGACAAGCAAGGGGUGAAAAACGGGCUGGUUAAAUAUAUCAACGACAGAGCAAUUGAAGAAAAACAAAAUUGGUUGAAUAAUAGUUCUGUCAAUGCCAAUUUACAAAGAAAACUAUCAGCUUUUGUUGAAAAAGGAUUAGAAGACUGUGUUAAUUCAAAACCAUAUCCAGAUUCAACUAAUUCAUCGCGGAGAUAUCGGUUGGAAAAGAAUGAAAAUGGUGCCACUUCGUUACGAGUGAUUAUACCCCCACCGAAGCCAAGAGAAAAUCAAAAAAAGAUACAAGAAGAGCCACGAGAUGUGCUUUUGCUGACUCGACGAAACGAAAUUGAUUUAAUCGUCAAAGAAGGAUUACAACAUAUGGAAGAAACUGGCUCGUUGUCGAUUAAUCAAUGUUGGAAAAAAUUAAAAAAAACUACUUCAUUAUUGAAAUUUAAAUUUGGGUCUAUUCAAACUGGAGAAAGUUCCACAUCAACAACAGAAAAAUGUGGCAGAUGGUAA
This is a messenger RNA of Didymodactylos carnosus, 1508 nucleotides long. Lineage: Eukaryota; Metazoa; Rotifera; Eurotatoria; Philodinida; Philodinidae. The record is from the annotation of a GenBank genome assembly.